Lepus europaeus (European hare) is the source of this 681-nucleotide messenger RNA. Lineage: Eukaryota; Metazoa; Chordata; Mammalia; Lagomorpha; Leporidae. The record is from the annotation of a RefSeq genome assembly.
AUGAACGAAAAUCUAUUCUCCUCUUUUAUUACCCCAACAAUAAUAGGCUUACCAAUCGUAAUCCUAAUCAUCAUAUUUCCAACCCUACUAUUUCCUAUCCCUACCCGACUAAUCAAUAACCGGCUAGUCUCAGCUCAACAAUGAUUGGCCCAAUUGAUUCUAAAACAAAUAAUAAUAAUGCACUCCCCCAAAGGACGAACCUGGGCUCUCAUACUGAUCUCCCUAAUUAUAUUUAUUGGCUCAACUAACCUACUAGGCCUCUUACCUCAUUCAUUUACACCAACAACCCAAUUAUCAAUAAACCUAGGGAUAGCUAUCCCAUUAUGAGCAGGGACUGUAAUUACAGGAUUCCGUUAUAAAACUAAGGCAUCACUAGCCCACUUUCUCCCACAAGGAACACCUGUACCCCUUAUUCCCAUGCUAGUAAUUAUUGAAACAAUUAGUCUAUUUAUUCAACCCAUAGCCUUAGCUGUACGACUUACAGCCAACAUUACAGCAGGUCACUUACUUAUACACCUCAUUGGAGGCGCAGCACUUGCCUUAAUCUCAAUUAGUCCAACAACAGCCCUAAUUACUUUUAUUAUUCUAAUUCUCCUAACAAUCCUAGAAUUUGCUGUGGCCCUAAUUCAAGCCUACGUUUUCACCCUUCUUGUAAGCCUAUAUCUACAUGAUAAUACUUAA